AUGUCGGACCCCAAGACCGCCGAUGGCUUCGACAACAGGCCUAGCGCAGACCACCAUGAAAAGCCCACAGGUACGGAGCGCCGGCGCUCAUCCAUCGCGGAUCUCAACCGAAACAAGAACUUGGAUGCAAAGAUCUCAAAUCCACUUUCUGAUAUCCCUCAAGAAGAGUUGUUGGCGGAUGUGGAAGAUUUCGCCAACCGUGGCGGCCUGGCUUCCGAAGUCGAGCUGAUCAAGAAGGGCGCCCUGGUCGCCCAGAACCCCGGCCAAUUUGAGAACCUCGCGUUUCUGACCGACGAGGAGAAGGAUGCUCUUCGUAUGGAAGUUUCGCACAAAUGGAAACACCCGUGGAAGCUCUACAUGACCGUUAUCGUCUGUUCUAUCGGUGCCGCCGUCCAAGGCUGGGAUCAAACCGGGACCAACGGUGCCAAUCUGUCGUUCCCGGAAGCCUUCGGCCUCAAUACACCAGAGGGAGAGCCCGGCUACGAGAGAGAUUUCUGGAUCAUCGGUCUCGUCAACUCGGCUCCCUACAUCGGCAGUGCCUUCCUGGGCUGCUGGCUGUCGGACCCUUGCAACUACUACCUAGGUCGUCGAGGUACCAUCUUCACCUCUGCCAUCUUUCUGAUCGCCACGCCAAUUGGUGGCGCCUUUAGCAAGACCUGGGAAGAGUUGCUUGCCACCCGUGUUCUCAUGGGCAUCGGUAUGGGUUUGAAGGGCGCCACUACGCCCGUCUUCGCUGCUGAGAACUCUCCCGCCGCAAUUCGAGGCGCCCUUGUGAUGACGUGGCAAUUCUGGACGGCUUUUGGGAUUUUCCUGGGCACCGCAUUCAACUUGGCUGUCUGGAACGCUGGCGACAUUGGCUGGCGACUUCAGCUCGGCUCAGCCUUCAUUCCUGCUAUUCCCCUCGCUGGGAUGAUCUUUUUCUGCCCAGAGAGUCCAAGAUGGUAUAUCAAGCACGGCAAACCGGCCAAAGCAUACCAAUCUCUCCUCAAGCUCAGAAACCACCCUCUCCUUGCCGCCAGAGACUUGUACUACAUCAGCACCCAGAUCCAGAUCGAGCACGACAUUGUCGGGGAUUCUACCUACGUAUCACGGUUCAUGCAGCUGUUCACCAUGCCUCGUGUCCGUCGCGCCACCCUGGCUUCCUUCACGGUCAUGAUCGCACAACAGAUGUGCGGCAUCAAUAUCAUGGCGUUCUACUCCUCGACAAUCUUUCGCGAGGGCGGUGCGUCCGACUUUGAGGCGCUGUUGGGCUCGUUCGGCUUCGGCGCCGUUAACUUCAUCUUCGCCAUUCCGGCCUUCCUCACCAUCGACACCUUCGGCCGACGUGCCUUGCUUUUGUUUACGUUCCCGAACAUGGCUUGGACGCUCCUCGCCGCCGGAUUUGCCUUCUAUAUCCCGCGAUCGAGCAGUGCUCACUUGGGUGUCAUCGCCCUGUUUGUGUACCUCUUCGCCGCAUUCUACUCACCCGGCGAAGGCCCCGUGCCGUUCACCUACUCCGCCGAGGUCUUCCCGCUGUCUCAUCGCGAGGUUGGCAUGGGCUGGGCCGUGGCGACGUGUCUGUUCUGGGCCGCCGUGCUGGGCCUGACCUUCCCCAAGAUCCUCGAAGCGUUCACCCCCACCGGCGCCUUUGGCUUCUUUGCGGGCUUGAACAUCGUCGCCCUGGUCAUGAUCUUCUUCUGGGUUCCCGAGACCAAGCAACGCACGCUCGAAGAACUCGACUACAUCUUCGCCGUGCCCACCCGCCGCUUCAUGUCCUACCAGGUCGGCACCUGGCUACCGUGGUGGUUCAAGCGCUACGUGCUGUUCCAGAAGUCUGCCGAGCUGAAGCCGCUGUACACCUUCGACCGUGGUAUCGUCGCCGACAUCCGUGAGCAGCAGCGCGAGGUGCGCGAGCACGAGGAGGCCGAGAGGGCCGCCAGCAUCUCGCGCGACGUCAUCAAGACGGCGUGA
Fonsecaea erecta is the source of this 1950-nucleotide messenger RNA. RefSeq lists its product as hypothetical. Gene Ontology annotation, molecular function: myo-inositol:proton symporter activity. The transcript is spliced from 6 exons. Gene Ontology annotation, cellular component: membrane. Gene Ontology annotation, biological process: transmembrane transport. The record is from RefSeq and is a predicted model, not a curated record. The coding region runs from base 1 to 1950 and encodes 649 amino acids. Lineage: Eukaryota; Fungi; Ascomycota; Eurotiomycetes; Chaetothyriales; Herpotrichiellaceae.